AUGUCCGAAACGACCACAUCUCCCUCGUCACCCUUGUCUUCGCGGUCUGCAUCUACCUCCUCUUCCAGCGCCCCACGCACUCCUCCCAACUUACACCAAAAUACCAUCGAUCCUGUUGCCAAAUGGCUCGUUCAAAAGUUUGGUGGAACAAGCGUUGGAAAGUUUGCUGUUAAAAUUGCCGAUGACAUAGUCUCGGAAUACCUUGAUCAACACAAAAUUGCGAUUGUAUGCUCUGCGCGCUCAGGCUCCACGAAAGCCCUCGGAACAACCAACCUGCUCCUGCGGGCAGCGAAGGAGGCGUUGCAGCGCACAAGUAGUCCUUCGGAAACUCCAGGGCAUAUGACUCCCGCCCUUUUCUCGCAAGUCCACUCUCCGAUAGACAGCCCCCGGCAGCGGAGUGUGUCAUCACCACGGACAGAGACGCACAAUCCGUUCACGACUGGUCAGUUCGGCAUGUCGUCUGUAACUCAAGACUCGCCAAUGUUCCAUUCUACUGUUGAUGUCAUUCGCUCGGAGCACAUAAAAGCAGCUCGUUCGUCCAUUCAGAGUGCUGAGAUCCUACGGGAGCUAGAAUUGGAGAUCGAGCGUGACUGCGAUGGACUAAGGUCGUUUCUCAUCGCAACUCAGGUCAUCGACGAGAUCUCUCCACGUUCCCGAGAUAGCAUCAUUGGGUUUGGGGAGAGGCUUGCAUGUAAGGUGAUGACGGCAAUACUGCGCGAUCGAGGCAUCGAUGCGGAAUACGUCAACCUAGAGCACAUAGUGCCUCUCACCGAAGAUGGAGAAGCUUCCUCUGACACGGACACGCUAGGUCAAGAUUUCUAUGACCACGUCGCCGAAGCAGUCGCCGAGCGCAUAAAACAAUGUGGCUCUCGUAUUCCCGUAGUGACAGGCUUUUUUGGCCCUGUUCCAGGCUCUCUAUUACGGCAAGUCGGGCGAGGAUAUACGGACCUCCUGGCAGCGUUGCUCGCCGCCGGUCUUGGCGCGUCGGAGCUCCAGAUCUGGAAGGAGGUGGACGGGAUCUUCACCGCAGACCCGCGAAAGGUCCCUACAGCGCGAUUGAUCCCGAUAAUCUCGCCAGAGGAGGCGGCCGAGCUCACAUACUACGGAAGUGAGGUCGUGCAUCCCUUCACGAUGGAGCAGGUCAUCCGUCGAAAAAUCCCCAUACGCAUUAAGAACGUAGAGAAUCCGAAGGGCGGGGGAACAGUGAUCCACCCCGACCCUGACAUUGAUGCCCUUCCUGACCUAUACCCAGAUGAAGAAAGGGUUAUAGCUAUUCCAGGGACCACAACCAUCUUCCGGCCACUCUCAGACCCGUCCAGCGAUUCUCCAGAGCGUAAAUUACCAACAGCGGUCACAAUCAAGGAGCGCAUUGUCGUGCUGAACGUGAACUCGAAUCGCAAGAGCGUAUCGCACGGGUUCCUUGCAGGCGUGUUUGGAACGCUUGACCGGUACGGGGUGGUCGUCGAUCUGAUCAGUACAAGUGAGGUCUAUGUGAGCAUGGCAAUUGAGGAUGGACUCGAUAAGAAGGUUAUGGAUCGCGUCGUUCGCGAGCUGAAAAAGAGCGGAACCGUGACCGUGAGCAGAGACAUGGCGAUCCUCUCGCUCGUCGGCAAACGCAUGCGCAAUAUGGUCGGAAUUGCGGGGAGGAUGUUCACUACGCUGGGGCAUGGCAACGUGAACAUCGAGAUGAUCAGCCAGGGCGCGAACGAGAUCAAUAUCUCAUGUGUGAUCGAUGCAAGAGAUGCCGUGAAAGCCUUGAACCUCAUCCAUCAGAGCUGCUUGCAGAUAAGGCCAGAGGGCGCUAGGGGUAGAGGUGCGUUUCGCUUUCCGGAUAAAGUGAUGUAUCUUGGUUGA
Fibroporia radiculosa is the source of this 1854-nucleotide messenger RNA. RefSeq lists its product as uncharacterized. Gene Ontology annotation, biological process: amino acid biosynthetic process. The transcript has 7 exons. Gene Ontology annotation, molecular function: aspartate kinase activity. The record is from RefSeq and is a predicted model, not a curated record. The coding region runs from base 1 to 1854 and encodes 617 amino acids. NCBI's taxonomy places the organism in Eukaryota, Fungi, Basidiomycota, Agaricomycetes, Polyporales, Fibroporiaceae.